Messenger RNA from Cyclopterus lumpus (lumpfish), 1611 nucleotides. RefSeq names its product solute carrier family 22 member 13b (gene slc22a13b). Gene Ontology annotation, cellular component: membrane. The record is from RefSeq and is a predicted model, not a curated record. The transcript is spliced from 10 exons. Gene Ontology annotation, biological process: transmembrane transport. Gene Ontology annotation, molecular function: transmembrane transporter activity. Lineage: Eukaryota; Metazoa; Chordata; Actinopteri; Perciformes; Cyclopteridae. The coding region runs from base 1 to 1611 and encodes 536 amino acids.
AUGAGCAACUUUGGGCAGAUCCUGAAGGAGAUCGGAGAGUUUGGUUUGUUUCAGAAGCGUUUAGUGGCGGCAUUAUGCAUCCCCAGCGUGUUUGUAGCUUUUGAUGUGAUCGGUCAGGUGUUUACGGGCCUGAGCUUCCCACAUCACUGUAACACGGACUGGAUCUUGAAGCGUGGGCCAAACCUGACAGACGAGAGACAAAAGAACCUCACCCUGCCUGUGAACGAGGCUGGGAAGUAUGAAAGCUGUGAAAUGUUCACACCUGUGGAUUUUGAUUUAGAAAUAAUUGAAGCGUACGGGAUAAACACUACAACUGGAUGCAUAAAUGGAUCAGAUUUCGAGGCCCUCGGUGCCUCCAGCAUUGUGACAGAGUUCAACCUGGUGUGUGACAGAAGCAGCUUGAUCGAGGUUUCCCAGUCCAUCUACAUGGCCGGUCUCCUGGUCGGAGCGCUGGUGUUGGGGCAGAUGGCUGACAGGUUCGGUCGACGCUUUGUGGUCCUGCUUUCAAUCCUUCUACAACUGGUGUUUGGCGUCAGUGCUGGUUUCUCACCCAACGUCUAUGUUUAUAUUGCUCUCAAAUUUCUAGCCGGCUUCUCCGUUUCAGGCAUUCUUAUUAAUGGAUUUGUGAUAGGUGGAGAGUGGAGUGAUUCCUCCAAGUUUGCUUUAUGCACCAUUAUCUGCCACUCUUCAUUCCCUCUUGGACUCAUACUGGUGUCUGGCCUUGCCUAUCUGAUCCCCAACUGGAGGAUCCUGCAGUUGGUGCUCUUCACCCCUCUUGUCGUUGUCCUGGGAAUCUUUUACUGGAUUCUUCCAGAGUCAGCUCGCUGGCUCAUCACCCAGGGCAGGAAGGAGGAAGCCAUAAAGGAGGUCAGGAGGGCGGCCAAGGUGAACAGAAGGAAGGUCCCGGAGGAUCUGCUUGACAAGCUGGACAAUGAGGGUACAUCCAAAAGAGGAAGCAUGCUGGACAUCUUCAGGAUAUCGUAUCUCAGAAAACGUGCAUUCAUUAUGAGCUACGUGUGGUUUGGAACAAGUCUGGUGUACUAUGGGGUGAGCCUGAAUGUAGGCAAUUUCGGUCUGGAUAUCUACCUCACGCAGUGCGUCUUCGGCUUAGUCGAAUUCCCUGCACGCCUGGGCAGUUUGCCUCUUAUCCAACACUUUGGGAGGAAAAUAUGUCUAGCAGUGAUCCUGUUCUUUGCUGGUGCAGCUUGUCUUGGGAUACUUGUUAUUCCAAAAGACCUUCCUGUGGUGGUUACCAUCAUAGCUGUAGUUGGAAAAUUUGCAGCAACUGCCAGUUUCUCCAUAGUUUAUGUUUAUACUGCAGAACUAUACCCAACCACUCUAAGGCAGAAUGGUGUCGGUCUAAACUCCAUGUUUGCUCGUGUGGCGGGCAUCUUCGCUCCGCUGAUCAGGCUCCUGGACGUCUACCAUGACAGCAUCCCCAUGCUGAUAUACGGCAUCGUCACCAUUGUUGCUGGGGGUUUGUGUUUUCUCCUGCCUGAAACCCUCAAUGUUGAACUCCAGGACCAGGCUAAAUUCCGAAAACCUGAGACUGGCUCGAAGAUGCAAUCCUUCAAUAUAGAGGAAAAAUCAGGAAAGAGCACAAAAAUGUAA